GCUUGGUAUGAAGAGCAACCAGCGGAGUGAAAGUCUGAAUUCCUGCCUUCACCUGCACCUUGAUGGAGAAAUGACUUUGGUGGACAUGAUAUUGCACUAUGAGAAUUGCAUUACCCGCAUCCGUGAGAACGAGGCGCAUGAUGACUGCACGGCCUCACAGACAUUACCUGUGCCCGUAACAAGCUGCAGGGAUCUGGAGGUAUUUGCUACCCACGUGUUUACGCCGGCAAACUUCUAUAUAUUGCAGCUAGAUUUGAGGUCAGUUGGCGGCAUAGUGACUUUGGAAAGAAAGCUGGGAUGUGGGUCUGAAACUUUUGUCGUGGCAUGGCAUAAUAAACCAAAGAGGCAGUUCACCGUGGAAUAUACACCGGGAAAUCCUAAAGAAACUAUAAAGUGCAGCUGCAGGAGAAUGAUUCGAAAAGGACUCCCUUGCAAACAUAUAUUCCAUGUUCUAUGUGUUCUGCAAAUAUCUGAAAUUCCAAAGUGUUGUGUUCUUCGUCGGUUAUCAAAAGACGCAAGAAAUGGACUGCCUGCUAGGCGAACGAGUGAUAUGUUUGGAGUAGGUUGGUCAGGUACAGCGGAUAGAAUUGAAUAUAGCAAGGUCAGUGUGUUAUCCUCGCAAGCUAUGCAUGCAGCAUGCAAACACCCAACACUUUGGGCUCAGUUACAGGACAGUUUAAAGGACGUGAUAGCAAAGGCGAUUGAGUACGACAAGGAGGGUACGGUGGGUGCUGUUCCGAUUUGUCUAAGCUCAUUAGCAGUUGAACAUGUGGAGGACCGAGAAGGAAACAUGGUUAAGGUCCAGGAUCCUAUUAAAGUAUCGAGCAAAGGUACACAUAAUUCAGAUGAUGACAACCGUCCCAAGUCUAAAAAUGGAAGACCUCUAUCGUACGACGAGCACAAAAUUAAGUGCGGGGCUUGCAAAGAGCCAGGUCACAACCGGCGCAGCAAGAAAUGCAAACUUAACAACAAGUAGUACAAGAACUGUUACCAUUAUAUAUGUACUGGCGGCAUCAGCAGUGGACUCAUGCAUCAUCUUAUGUUGAAUGGCAACUCUUAUAGCUUGUACACGAAGAUUUUUCCAUGUUAAGUUGCAUUUAAUAGUGGCC
Messenger RNA from Lolium perenne, 1109 nucleotides. NCBI's taxonomy places the organism in Eukaryota, Viridiplantae, Streptophyta, Magnoliopsida, Poales, Poaceae. The record is from RefSeq and is a predicted model, not a curated record.